Capsaspora owczarzaki ATCC 30864 is the source of this 2215-nucleotide messenger RNA. RefSeq lists its product as hypothetical. Bases 49 to 2127 code for a protein of 692 amino acids. Gene Ontology annotation, cellular component: membrane. The transcript is spliced from 4 exons. Gene Ontology annotation, biological process: G protein-coupled receptor signaling pathway. The record is from RefSeq and is a predicted model, not a curated record. NCBI's taxonomy places the organism in Eukaryota, Filasterea, Ministeriida, Capsasporidae. Gene Ontology annotation, molecular function: G protein-coupled receptor activity.
CCAAUCACUAUUUCCGCCCUGAACGUCGACUCGUCCCGCACCAGCGCGAUGAUUGCCAAAAUCCUCAUUGAGGAGAAGCUUGGUCUGCCCACAAACACGAUCGUCCACGAAACGUACGCAACCGCGUUUGCAUCGUUGGGUACAAACACGAACGACUUCCUCCUGGAGGCCUACCCUGCCGACGCUGAAGUCCAGUCGCUGAUGGAGCUUUACGUCAAUACGCUCCGCUCUGUCGUGAAUGCUGGUCCCUCUGGUGUGAUUGCCGAAACUGGCUGGUUUAUUCCCGAAUAUCUCUACGAAGUCAGCCCUCUAUUGGACAGCUACACUGCAAUCUACGACGAACGCAUCCAAGCCAUCUUCCGCUUGAGUUCCAUCCCGCCGGGCCUUCAGCUCGACAACUCUACCAUUCGCUCUGUUGUGAACGACAUUGACAGCAUUCUGGCCGGGCCUGCUUGCAAUGUUGCCGUCAACGCGUCCGCUCUUGCCGAGGAUUGCGCAGCUGCUGUUCAAGCAUUUACGACCUACAUGCGCGUCCAUGCCCAAUUGGACGAGGAGAGUACCCCUGGGACAAUGUGGACGGUGCCGGACUCUUGGCAGCCGAUGGAUCGCCUGCUGGUGGAAAACUUGGGCUUGAAUCUCAACGUCACCUGCCCAGUUUCCCCGAAUCUCACCGUGUCCCAGACGAUGGAUGCGAUGGUUGGAGUUAUCGGACCCGCGUACUUUCUCCGCCAGCCAUUCAUCACGUAUGCUGCCAAGCCGCACUAUGUCUUUGCAGACAACUCCCCAGCCCGAUUCCACCGCAUGCAAUUGCCCGAGUACGACUCGACCUGCAACAUUUCGAGCAGCGCCAACCGCUGCGGAUACCCCGACCAGUCCGUCAUCAAGCUCAUCUCAUCCGGCCUUGCCGGAAAGAACCCGGUCGUGUACGACUUUGCCGCCCAGUUUAGCUACUCGGGCAACGACCAAUCCAACAUUUUGGGCCAAGUCUACUUUGGAGGCCAGUCGCUGGAAGAGGCCACCUGCGAGUGGGUGCUGGCCAACUUUGCAGCAAUGGAGCCCAACCUGCCCGACCCUUCGCGCCUUGUUUCCCCGACGUCAGUGUCUUCGGCUCUUCGCAUCGCCUUUGUUGCGAUUGCCUGCUUUGAAGUGUUCAUCUUCAUCCUUGCUGCCAUCGGUGUCUUCCACUAUCGCCGCGUUCGCGUCAUUCUCUCGGGCAGCCCCACGUUCCUUCUGCUCAUGCUGCUUGGCGCCGUCUGGUCAAUGUUUUGGAUUAUCUUGAACUACCAGGAGGAGCUCUCGGAAAGCAUUUGCAUGGCACGGAUUUGGGCCCGCCACCUGGGCUUUGUCCUGAUCUACGGUGCCUUGUUCCUCAAGACAUACCGAAUUGCAAGCGUGUUCAACACCAAGUCCAGCACCAACGCGGGCCACUUGACAGACCGCGUCCUGCUGUUCCGCUUUGUGCUCAUCGUCGCCUACGGCUGCGUCAUGCUUGUGGCUUGGUCCGUCUCCCAUCCUCCCCAGGUCACCACGAUGGUGCACAACAAUGAAAGCUACGAGGUUUGUGAGGUGACAUGGUGGGACAACGCAAUGUACAUCCAAGAGCUGAUUGCCAUGUUCAUUACCGGCAUGCUGUGCUACCGCGUUCGCAAGGCACCUUCCGCCUUCAACGGAUCAAAGCGUGCAGCAAUUUCCGUGUACAACUGGAUUAUGGUUGGCGUCAUUCUGCAAAUCAUCCUCAACUCCACAACGGGUCCCGCAGACUUUUACUUUGCCGUGCAGUCGCUCGAAGUCCUCAUCACCGUGCCAAUCACCAUGCUGAUUUCAUUUGUGCCAAAGUUCUAUCUCAUCGCUCGCGGCAAGGGUGAUGGCGUGGCCACUAGCACGUACAAUCCCAGCGGAAGCCACCGCAAGACACCGUCAGGCAGUCAAAACGCCAAGGCGGCAGAGAUUGAAAUGUCUUCAGGUCACGACAGUGAAUCCGAGAAUGGAACACCAUACAGCUCGAAGGCUGCCAGCUCCGACGUCAAGGCUCUUCGCCAUGAAAACGCUCGCCUUAUGCAUGAGAUUGAAGCCAUGCGCACCCAACUUUUGCGCAUGCACAAUCCCCACGCCAUGAACAAUGCAUGAGCUUGUUGCCGUUAGAGUUAUAAAAAAAGUUGCAUGCUGUCGUCGUUGCCAAGAAAAAAAAACAAUAAACAAUGGUUUUGAAAAUGGA